UUUGCUACAGAGGCGGAUCUGCGGGGUGUCCUCCCCCCCUCUGCACGGACCUGUCUGCCUCAGUGUGGACCAGCUGAGCAGAAGAGACCAUCAUGGCACCUUCAAAGAUGAACCGGGUGUUCGUCAUCGGCGUGGGCAUGACCAAGUUUGAAAAGCCAGGAGGCAACUAUGAUUAUCCUGAUAUGGCCAAGGAAGCAGGUCAAAAGGCUCUAGCAGACGCAGGAGUCCCAUAUUCUGCCAUUGAACAAGCCUGUGUUGGAUACGUCUAUGGCGACUCCACGUGUGGGCAGAGGGCAAUUUACCACGGCCUCGGCCUGACCGGGAUCCCCAUCAUCAACGUGAACAACAACUGCUCCACGGGCUCUACGGCUCUCUUCAUGGCUCGCCAGCUGGUCAGGGGAGGUCUUGCUGAAUGUGCCCUUGCCCUCGGGUUUGAGAGGAUGGAGAAGGGCUCUUUGUCUGCAAAGUUUAUGGACAGGACCAAUCCAAUGGACAAGCACAUGGAGGUGAUGAUCAACCGCUACGGGAUGGUGGCAGCUCCAGCAGCAGCACAGAUGUUCGGUAACGCCGGCAGGGAGCACAUGGAGAAAUAUGGCACAAAACCGGAACAUUUUGCCAAAAUUGCCUGGAAAAACCACAAGCAUUCCACCAACAACCCGUACUCCCAGUUCCGGGAUGAGUACAGCCUGGAGCAGGUGAUUAACUCCCGGAAAGUCUUUGACUUCCUCACUCUACUGCAGUGUUGCCCGACAUCAGACGGCGCCGGAGCAGCGGUGCUGGCCAGCGAGGCCUUCGUCAGGAAACACCACCUGGAGAAGCAGGCGGUGGAGAUCGUGGCCCAAGAGAUGGUGACUGACCUCGCUUCCACGUUUGAGGAGAACAGCUGCAUUAAGAUGGUGGGUUAUGACAUGUCACGGGCGGCGGCCAAGAAGUGUUACGAAGCUUCAGGUCUGACGCCCAGUGACGUCGAUGUGGUUGAGCUGCACGACUGUUUCUCAGCCAACGAGCUCAUCACGUAUGAGGCUCUGGGACUGUGUGCAGAGGGUAAAGCAGGACAGCUGAUUGACAGAGGGGACAACACGUACGGAGGCAAGUUCGUGGUCAACCCCAGUGGAGGUCUAAUCUCUAAAGGACAUCCUCUCGGUGCCACAGGUCUGGCCCAGUGUGCAGAGCUGUGCUGGCAGCUCCGCGGGCAGGCUGACAGGAGGCAGGUCCCGGGGGCAAAGGUGGCCUUGCAACACAACAUUGGCUUAGGAGGCGCCGUCGUCGUUGCUCUCUACAGGCUGGGAUUUCCUCAGCAGUCCAGUUCCCGCGUAGGUGCAGUUCCCACCAGCUCAGCCAGUCUGGAGGGAUUCAAGGCGUAUCCUGUAUUUAAAGAGAUGGAAAAACGUCUACAGGAGGAAGGAGAGCAGCUUGUUAAGAAGAUUGGUGGAGUGUUUGCCUUCAAAGUGAAGGAUGGACCGGAAGGGAAAGAGGGGACUUGGGUUGUCGAUGUAAAAAAUGGCAAAGGUUCCGUCACCACGGACCCAGGCAAAAAAGCAGACUGCACUUUAACCAUGAGUGACCAGGAUCUUCUGGAACUGAUGACGGGAAAGUUGAACCCACAAAUGGCUUUCUUCAAAGGGAAACUGAAGAUCACUGGGAACAUGGGCUUGGCCAUGAAGCUGCAGAACCUGCAGGUUACUCCGGGGAAGGCCAAGCUGUGAGACCCUGAGCGCACCUUGUGUCGUCUCUGCAGCACUUCAACGACACGUUUGUCGGAAUACUUAAUUCCUCCGUUUGCAUUUGGUCAUCGACAAGCACAAGGAAAACGGUCAUCUGAUCUUUAGAGGAGAUCUAUAAUGUUUUAAUUAAAGCAGAUGACUUUAAAUACAGUUAAAUAUCAUGUUAUGUUGCUUCAGUUCUCUUAAAGUCUUCUAUCAUUUCUGAAACAUCCAUAGUCUCUAAUAUGCUUUUUUAUUAAUCGUCCUUAAUGUGCCUUAAUUUCCCUCUGUGGAAUUAAGAUUGUGGUUCAAAGCCGAUUGUGGUCUCGACCCUUUUGAUAGAUCAUUUUGUAUUUAAUACAAGUCUGUAAAUCCUAGCAAAUAUUAUUAUAUUAAUUAAAACGAGAAUUAAAAAAACUAAAA
Molecule: messenger RNA, 2126 nt
Organism: Gasterosteus aculeatus aculeatus (three-spined stickleback)
Lineage: Eukaryota; Metazoa; Chordata; Actinopteri; Perciformes; Gasterosteidae
Gene: scp2a
Product: sterol carrier protein 2a
Molecular function (GO): acyltransferase activity, transferring groups other than amino-acyl groups
Source: RefSeq, a predicted model, not a curated record